This is a messenger RNA of Beta vulgaris subsp. vulgaris (sugar beet), 2508 nucleotides long. Its product is annotated as folate-biopterin transporter 1, chloroplastic. Lineage: Eukaryota; Viridiplantae; Streptophyta; Magnoliopsida; Caryophyllales; Amaranthaceae. The coding region runs from base 321 to 1997 and encodes 558 amino acids. The record is from RefSeq and is a predicted model, not a curated record. Gene Ontology annotation, cellular component: membrane. The transcript is spliced from 9 exons.
UAAAUGAUAAAACGACUUAGUUUAGAAAAGGGUGCACCAUACUCUACCUGCACUUGGAUGCGCGUACCUAUUUGCGGUUUUAAAGAGGGAGCUUAUAAUUAAAACUGUCGUUGUCAAUGUUUCGUAAGUCUUUGGCUCCCUAACUAUCGCGCCAUCACGUUAGGCAUUAACCACCUCGUUUGGGUAUGCGUAAUCCACUGGUACAUAUUUUAUACCAAAACAUUAGUACUAUAGAAGAUCAAAUGCUGGGAUAGUGCGGUCCCUCGACUCAAAAAAAAAAAAAAAAAACUUCAUUUGCAUUUUAAAAUUAGGUUUAUUCCAUGUUAACCUCCAUCCUCCCACCCAAAACUUGUCAUACCUCAAAUUGUUCUCUUUCUACUCUCUACCAGAUUCAUAGAAUAAACCCUUUUCUAACUGUCGGCUUUUCUAGAUCUUCUCGCCGGAAACCUCGCCGGAAACCUCGCUGGAAACAUCUAGAAACUGACAUGUCAGUCACAAUUCCGGUUCCGCCGGUCACCACUCAUCGCCGUGACAGGGAUGACCAGCCUUUUCUUGCUUCUGCAAAUGAUGCAAGAGAAGGAGAUUUAUGUACAGCUAAUGUGGAUAAUGAGGCAUGCUCUUCAAGUAAAAUUUCUGUCAAGCGCAAGAAUCAUUCGAAGAGUUGGUUUAGAUGUUUUGGUGUGGGCAUGUCACCAGAUACAAUUGCUGUUGCCAUGGUUUACUUUGUUCAAGGUGUUUUGGGCCUCUCGCGGCUUGCUGUCAGUUUUUAUUUGAAAGAUGAUUUGCAUCUAGAUCCUGCAGAGACAGCUGUGCUAUCUGGGUUCUCUUCGUUGCCAUGGCUUGUUAAGCCUCUUUAUGGAUUUAUAAGUGAUUCUAUACCUCUUUUUGGUUACCGGAGAAGGUCGUAUUUAUUUCUUUCUGGGCUUCUUGGUGCAUUUUCCUGGACUUUGAUGGCUACUAUGGUUGACAGCAAAUACGGUGCUGCUUUCUGCAUACUUCUUGGAUCUCUUUCAGUUGCCUUCUCUGAUGUUGUUGUAGAUUCUAUGGUUGUAGAGAGAGCUCGUGGUGAGUCACAAAGUGUUUCAGGUUCUCUUCAGUCAUUGUGUUGGGGAUCUUCAGCAUUUGGGAGUAUUGUGAGUGCCUAUUUUAGUGGCUCUUUGGUGGAUGCUUAUGGCGUGAGAUUUGUGUUCGGUGUCACCGCAUUGCUUCCUCUAAUCACGUCUGCAGUUGCUGUUCUUGUUGAAGAACAACGCAAGCUUGAGCCAGUGUGGGAUUCCACUCAUAGUACUGGAGGGCUUAAAUUACAGGAAACCUUUAACCAGAGUGUUGUCCAGUUGUGGGGGGCUGUCAAGCAGCCAAAUGUAUACUAUCCUACAUUAUUUGUAUUUCUGUGGCAGGCAACACCUCAGUCGGAUUCAGCUAUGUUCUACUUCACAACAAACAAACUUGGUUUUACCCCUGAAUUUCUUGGGCGGGUGAAGCUUGUAACUUCUGUUGCGUCGCUACUUGGUGUUGGGCUCUAUAAUGGAUUUUUGAAGAAAGUUAGUUUGAGGAGGAUAUUUUUGGCAACUACUAUCGCUGGAACCGCUCUAGGAAUGACACAGGUUUUGCUUGUAACUGGACUGAAUCGCCUGUUAGGUAUCAGUGAUGAGUGGUUUGCUAUGGGGGAUUCCCUGAUCCUCACCGUUCUUUCCCAGAUUUCAUUUAUGCCUAUCCUUGUCUUAGCUGCGAAAUUAUGUCCAGAAGGAGUAGAAGCUACUCUGUUUGCCACAUUGAUGUCUAUAUCAAAUGCUGGAAGUGUAUUAGGAGGCUUGAUUGGUGCUGGAUUGACCCAAGGCUUUGGUGUCACCAAAGACAGCUUCGAUAAUUUGGCUACUCUCAUAAUCCUAUGCAACCUUAGCUCAUUGCUUCCUUUGCCACUGCUUAGCCUUCUGCCUGCAGAUGAUUUUGAUGGGAAAACCAAUGAAGAGAACGACAUUGAAAUGAAGUCAAAUUGAACUCACAUUAAUUUAUGAAUCAAGCUGAAGCAAUGGCAUCAAAAAGUUGCUUGUACGCACGCGCAGUUGGAACCGUAGGCAAGAAGAGUUUAGCUGCCUCAUGAUACGAUAUGCUCUUUGCUAAUUCUGGCAUAUAGAGCUAAGCUCUAGCUAUUGCCUUCCACAUCAAAGAUGAAGUCCACUUUUCCUUUCAUGAUCUUACAUGGUUAUGCCUCCAGUCUACUAAAAGGAGUCAGUUGUACAAUAUGUCUAAUGAGAUCGGUGUUCGUCAUUCAGUUCAACUACUUUCAAGGUUCCAUAUCGUGUGUAUAGCUGACAGUCUUGAUUAGCUUGUAAGCAGGAUCACGGAAACUUAUUAAGUCUGUUUACAAUUGGAAGAUGGUGUUCACCUUCACUAUGAUGACACUACUUAUAUUAAAAAACAGCAAGCGGUUGGUCAUAUUGAUUUGUAAUCUAAAUCUAUUUUUGUAAUCUAAAUCUACACUAUUUAUAUAAUUGUGUCGUUUCUUAA